This is a messenger RNA of Wyeomyia smithii (pitcher-plant mosquito), 6794 nucleotides long. RefSeq names its product 17-beta-hydroxysteroid dehydrogenase 13-like. Bases 829 to 1764 code for a protein of 311 amino acids. The transcript has 5 exons. Gene Ontology annotation, molecular function: oxidoreductase activity, acting on the CH-OH group of donors, NAD or NADP as acceptor. Gene Ontology annotation, cellular component: lipid droplet. NCBI's taxonomy places the organism in Eukaryota, Metazoa, Arthropoda, Insecta, Diptera, Culicidae. The record is from RefSeq and is a predicted model, not a curated record.
GAGAUUUUCCGGCACGUACUCAUCCGAAACUAAAAACGGCACCAAUCCGGCAUUGUUCACCAGGAUGUCCACCGGUCCAAGAUCGGCUUCAAUUCUACGCUGCAGUUCUUGUACCUGCUCGGGACACGCCACAUCGAUCUGAGCCACACCGCCAGUAAACGUCAUUAGCUACAUUCAUUAAAUCUUCAAGGCCUCACACGUCACUUACCAACCUACCUUGUACGAGGCGGCUUUCACCCCAUAAUAGCGAAGUUCCAAUGCCGUGCGCAAAGCAUUGUACUCAUCCAAGUCGGCCACGGCAACGUUGCAUCCCUGCUUGGCCAAUUCGAUCGCUAUCGCACGACCCAAUCCAUUGGCACCGCCAGUAACCAAAGCAAGCCACCCUUUGAUGUCCUUUGGCUUUCGCCAAACCGUUAGCUUUCUCAGCAACAAAUACACCACCAGCGGGAUUAACUUGCCAAGAAAAAUCACCACGUUGAAGACGAUUUUCAGCACCAGCACAGCGGUCACCAACGGGGGACGCGAUUUUAACGGAGCUGCCGGAUUGUACGGUAACUUUUGGAACUCUUGGAGACUUCCCAUUCUGCGCUCCGGCUGACAGCAGAACCACAACUGAACCGAUGCAUCCGAGCCGCACACUCGCAUGCAGACGAAAAUCGCUCAACCAGAAAAAAUAAAACACGCCGCCGCGUAGGUAAGCUGUUGUGAAAAAACCAGUUUAAGGUUAAGGAAGAAUUGCACCACAGAACAAAAACAAGCAGUGCACGGUAAGUACCACUUACUCACCCUUGGCUCGUUGGUCAGUUAGUGUUGCAGAAUCAGAAAAAAAUGAGCUCAGAAACGGACGCCGGUAGCUUGGCGGAAUUCUACAAACGACCCUACAAUCCGGCCACUCCAGUUGAGCCAAAAUCUCCCUUCGAUCGUGUGAAACGUUUUGUGUAUUUAUUGGAGUUUUUUGUGAAAAGUGUUCCGGUGUGGAUUUGUCUGCUGGUACAACGAUUGUUUCCUGGUCCUCCGAAAAAUAUUACCGGCUGGAAUGCCUUAGUGACGGGAGGUUCUAACGGAAUUGGACGCGCGGUUGCCCUGGAACUUGCCCGAAGCGGUUGCAAUGUGGUCAUUAUCGAUAUCGAUGAAACCAACGGAAAGGCGGCUUUUUACAAGGUGGACGUUUCCAGUUAUGAGGAAAUCGAUCAACUAGGACGGGAGAUUGGUCCGAUCGAUAUUCUAGUUAACAACGCUAGUGUUCUACCUUUUCUGGUGCCUGAUGAGUACAGUCCGGAAAACAUUAGACGAAUGGUCAAUGUUAAUAUACUUAGUCACUUUUGGACGAUCAAAACGUUUCUGCCGGGAAUGUACGAAAGGCGCCAGGGUCAUAUCGUGGGACUAUCCUCGCUGUUGGCCUACCUGCCGGAGGGUUACACAAGAAGUUACAACACUACGAAGUACGCCAUUCGUGGCUUCAUGGAAGAACUGCACGAUGAAAUCUUUCACGCCGGCUUCGAGAAGCGGAUCAAAACCACUACCGUUUUUCCGGGGAUUAUCAACGCACGUGAGGAGUGUACUGAUCAGCUGCGUAUGUUACCGUACGUCUGGAACCGACCUGUCUACAGUCCGGAAGAGGCCGGUAGGCGAAUUGUGGAAGCCGUUCAACGAGAUACGAGAAAGCUUGUGAUCUAUCAGUCAAACACGGCACUGCAAGUUGCGAAAUUUGAGGAUUUGCCGAAAGAGAUAACUCGACUUUAUACGCGAACUAUAUUUAAGUGAUUUAAACUACGGUCAUCAGUACGCAUCUACCAAAGAAGAAAUAAUCUAUUAAAUCCGUAAACAAAAACUAAAGUAUAAUAUUGAGAGGCAAGCAACAUGCAAUGUGUUUACAGUGAUAAUUUAAUGGGUUGGGUAUUUUUUUGAAUAGAUUAAAGAAAACCUUCAAAAUUGUUACAAAAAAUGUCGAUUCCUUGUUCUGUUUUGGAGUGAAGCAGGCUAAUUGUUCUGCGUCAAGUUGUAAGUCAAACAAAAUAAAACAAAACGAAACAACUAAACAAUUGGAGAAUUAUAAAAAACAAAUUAGAACAAACAUGACGAUGGAAAGAUAAAAAAUAAAGUAGAAUUCAUGCAAGAAUUGCCGAAAUGACAGAAAAAUUGUAACGAAAUUUUGCACCAUUUUCGACACAAAAAAAACAUUCAAAUUAGAGAAAAAAAACACCAACAGAAAAAUAAUGCAAAACUAGCAGAAACAAACAAAAAGAGUUAUAUAAUGAGAUGAAAUAAACAUAAACAAUUACCAAAAAUAGUUAAAAAAAGGAAAGCUGAAAAGGAUUAAAAUAGAUACAAAACUGAGAGAAAAAUGAUACAAAAAAUAUAUGAAAGGUGAAAACUGAACAAUACACUGCAAAAUAAAACUAAAAUUACAUAAAAAACGAAAAAUUGACAAUAAAAAAUAAUAUAAAAAUGACAAGAGAAAAGACAAAAAAGAGAUGAAGGUAAAAUAAUAAACCAACAAUAUAAUUAUGCAAAUUAGCAGAAAUAUAACAAAAUCAUACAAUAACACAAAAUAGACAUGAAAAACGUAAAAUGAACAAAUGAAUAACAGGAAGUAGUUCAAAACUGAAAUUUAAAUAGAAAUUUAAAUAGAAAUGAGUGACAACCAACACAAAAAUUAUACAAAAACAAAAAAAAAUAAUUGCCGAAAAACUACAACAAAAAUCAUGCAUAAUGGUAUGGGAGAACAUAAAAAAAACACAACAAAGGUGCAAAUUAUGCUAAUAACAUAAACAUAAUGCGGAAAUGAUAGAAAAAAAAAAACACUAAAAUGGUGUACAAACGACGUGAAAUAGAUAUAAAAACGACAAAAUCAUUAUGUAAAAUUUAAACAAAAAUAUUAUGAAAAUGGCAAAUUAGGAAUGAAAAAGAAAACUAAAGUGACACGUAAUAAACAUAAAAUGACGCAACAACGCAGAAAUUAUGCGCAAUCUACGCAAUGACUCAAAGUAGAUAUAACUGACGCAAAAAAGAUACAUAUAUAACAAGAAAAAAAGCAAAAAUAACAAAAAAUGUCACAAAAAUAUCACAAAAAUGAUUAAAAAUACGCAAAAAUAUUACAAAAAUGAUAUAGAAGAACAUACAAUUAAAUAAUAGAAGGAAUAAUGCUAAAAUGACGCGAUAUAUACAUAAAUAACGCAAAAAUAUUUCGAGAGGAAUUCGAAAAGCGUAAGGCAAAAAUUAGGCCAACAAAAAAAUAAAACAAAAAAAGUAGCAGAAAACAAACAAAUAUAAACAUGACUCGAAGAAGACAUGAAAACAACGUUAGCAAGAAACAAAAAUCAGUGCACCAAGAAAUAAGGUAAUAAAUAAUUAGAAUAAAUACACUAUCAACAAAAUGCAUAAUUUGCUGAAGCAGAAAAAAUAUGCCCAAAAUAAAAGACAGAGGGAAAACAAUGAUGAAAAUUACUUGAAAAAGUAUUAAAAACGACAUCAAAACAUAUAAAAGGAUACAGAAAUUCAAAAGAUAACAACAAAACACAGAAAACUAAACCAAAAAUGACAGAAAAAUAAAACAAACAUUAUAAAAAUACCAUAAAUAGGCAUAAAAAUAGGGCAAAACGAGCUGAAAAAAUAGCAGAAAAGGAAACGAAAGAAGUAAAAAAGGACAGGGAAGUAGAAAAUAGAUACAAAAAUUAGAGUUAUAAAAAGGCAAAAGUAAUACGAAUGAGACAUGACAUUUUCACAAGAAAAUGUAUAAGUUUCUGAAACAGAUAAACAAUUUAUAGCAAAAUAACAAAAAUAUAAAGGAGAAAAUACAAAACACAGAGCAGAAAUGAUAAAAAACAACACGAAAAUGAUAUCGAAAUUAAGUAAAAAUGAUGCAAAAUGGCAUACAAAAUGACUCAAUAAAAUUAUACAAAAAGGCAAAAACAAGUGAAAAAACAUAAAAAUUUCAAUAAAAUACCGUGGAAUAGGGUGAAAUUGAUCAGUGGGGUGAAGUUGAUCACCUGAAAAUUCGUGAUAAAAAAUACUAAUCAAAAGAUACAGACUAGGCAACGUUUACGUGUCCUUAAAUGCAACUUUUGCAUAAUUCACAUACCUGUCAAAGUUAACCCUUGCAUGCAUGUAAUUUUUCAUAUUCUCGAAAAAUUCUUCUAACUCAGUCAAAACUCAAUUAAAUUUGUUCAAACAAGUUUCCAAAUAACAAAAAAAGUAUUGAAUUUACUCAAAGUAAUUUUAAUUAAGGGUUAAUUACGUUGAAGUAGUGAGUAAAGUUUGAUAAAACCUCAAAAAAUGUAAUUUUCAACAAUGAUCUUUUCAUGGGGUCAGAAUUCGUGAAACGGAUCACCAAGAAUCGCGAUGUCUAUUUUUUCAAAUAAGUAUUAAAAACUUCAAGAGUUACACUCGUGAAGAUGAUUUUCCAAUUUUUAUUGAAAUUGAGUAAGUUUUCAAGUUGUUAUUGUCAUUUGAAAUUUAGGUCAAAAUUGUUUUCAAAUAGACAUAUUUUUAAAAAUAUUGCAUCGAAUUUGAUAAAAUUUUCACAGCAGAUGCAUCCUAAAUUGUAGUUUACGAAAAUUUUUUUUUGGAGAAUAAAAUGUUUUUUUUAAUAGUAACUAAUUAAAACAAUAUGUUGAAAAUCCAUGUUCUACACUAUGUUGACACUGAAAAAUCUGAUAAAAAUCACAAGUAUUUUUGACGAAAUUUCGAGACUUCCCAGAAAAUUUCGAGGUGGUGUUAUUUUUUGUUCUAACGAUAUGGGUUUUUAAAGUUAGUGCCGCAACGCAUUUUCAGAAAAAAGCAUAAGUGUCAAAAAAUAACACAAGUAACAUAAAAAUUUGAUAAAAAAUACGCAAAAACAAUGCAAAAUGACACAAAGCGGUAAAAAUAUUACAAAAACGCAAAAACUAGUGGUAAAAAGAAGAUUGAAACUAAUUAUAAGAAAAAUAACACAAAAAUGACUCAAAACAAAAAAAAAACACAAAAAAGAAUCAAAACAGGUAAGGCAACGACCCAAAACUGAUGCAAAAAUGGUAGAAAAAAAACAAAUAGUGCAAAACUGACAUGAAAUAAACAUAAAAAUGCGGCGAAAAGAGCAGACAAAUAUGGAAACAAAUGCAUAAACAUAGUGUGAAAAUUAAAUAAUGAGAAACUAAUGCAAACAUAAGAGUCAUAAAAAGGCAGAAAUAAUACGAAAUAAUAUGAAAUUUGGUUAAAAAAUGCAUAAGUUGCUUAAACAGAAAAAAUAUACUAACAUGACAAAAAAAAAAUAAAAAAUAAAAACACACUACAGAGCAACAAUGACAUGAAAACUACAUGAAAAUUUUAGAAAAAUUACGAAAACACGAUGUAAAACGGCAUAGAAAAUGACCCGAAAAAGGUAUGAAAACGUAUAAAAAUACAAAAAAAAAGUUGGGAGAAAACAUAAAGAUUAAAACAAUACAAUAACAAAAAAAUAAUGCAAAAAGAUUUAAAACAGAUAAGGAACUGACGCAAAAAUGGCAGAAAUGAAAAAUGCAUGUAACAAACACAAAAAUUAGACGAAAAGAGUAAAAACGAGAUGCGGCAUAAGAAUAAUGCGAAAAUGAUAGAAAAAUGACAGAAACUGUUGCAGAAAUAAAAAAAAAUAUGGCGAAAACUAUAUACUAAAAUCAAUGCCAAACGACACGAAAUGAUGCAAUAAUGACCGCAACAACACGAUAUUAUGCAAAAAUGAAACAAAAUUGAUAAAAAAUGUUGCAAUUAUAACGAAACAACACCGCCAAAUAUGACUCGAAACAGACAUUAUUAACAGAAAAAUAAUACUUUCUAAACUAAAUUUUCAGUUAAUUUAAUUUUCUAUCUUCAUUACUACAUUUACUUCUGGAAACUAAAAAAAAAUAAUAAUAAAAAUAAAGAAAAUAAUGCAGAAAUAGGCAAAAAAAAACGUUAGACGACAGAAUAACAGAGAAUAUUAACGCAAAAAUGGGAGAAAACUUACAGCAAAAAGGGGUUAAAUGGACAAAAAUAACAAAAAGAUAUGAAAAUAAUUGAAUACUGACGCAAACGAUGCACCAGAAUGCCAGAAAACUAUCUUACAAAGAAUAUAAAAGUGAAACAUGGAGUUGUUACAAAAAUUACAAAUCAAUAAAUAAGAAAAUAUUAAAAACUGACACGAUAGUUCAAAAAAAUAACGCAAAAAUGAAAAAAGAGUGUCGAAAUAUCACAACAAUGAAGCAAAAAGGGGUUAAAAUUGUUAUGAAACUAUUUUGAAAAUGCCAUAAAUUUAAAUUGGAAAAGAAAUUCAGAAAAAAUUGAAAAAAAGCAUAAGAAUAUUAAAAACGAUAGUAAAAAUUACACACAAAUUAUAUAACAAUAUGAUAAAACGAACGAAAAGGGCACAAAAAUAAACCGGAAAUGGCACAACAAAUGUACAAAAAUACUUCACAAUCUGCAUAUAAUUGACGAAAUAGAAACCCAACCGAAUGGCAACAAGAUAAUUUAAAAGCAAGAAGGUAUAAGAAGAACCAACAUGUGCAUAUAAAUGAAGCAAAAAUGGGAGAAAAAUUACAUAAAACAAGACUAUUUUGAAAUGAUGUAAAGGCAACGUAAAAUUUAGCACAUGAAUGACACAAAAAUGGCAUUAAACCAACAUGAGACUAACGAGAAAGUUGAACCUUCUUCGUUAUUUAUUGAAGGCGCAACGCCGAUUACUAUAAUAUUGGAUUAGAACUAAAGGUAAUGAAUAAAUUCAAUUUUAAGUCGUUGUUAUUUGUGGCGAUUUUGAGGUAAACAAAACCGUGUGUAUUAGGGAUUUUUCAAAACGUUUAGUUUAA